Molecule: messenger RNA, 3479 nt
Organism: Carassius gibelio (silver crucian carp)
Lineage: Eukaryota; Metazoa; Chordata; Actinopteri; Cypriniformes; Cyprinidae
Product: sterile alpha motif domain-containing protein 7-like
Exons: 10
Coding region: 1025-2614 (529 amino acids)
Molecular function (GO): protein binding
Source: RefSeq, a predicted model, not a curated record
UUCUUACAAAGCUUUGCAUAGCACAGUAGGUAGUGUGUGGGGCCAUUUAUAAUAAUCAGCAAAACAGCUUUAUUAACCCACUGUCAGUUUAUCCCAGCGGGAGAUCAAUGCUUGCCGCCAAUCUCUGGGUGUUAUGCAUCUCCCCAAGAAUCUGUUUUGCUGCAAAAUGCUCAUAUGCCGCCCAAUUGAGCGCACACCUAUCCCUGUACUAAUUCUUCCUGAUCCUCUCAGUGUUAAAAAAUAUAAGUCUGGGAACUGCAGACGAUGCUGUAAGCGGGUGGUGAGCACAAACUGUCAGAUUAACAAGUCUGAGUACAUGAUCCUCGACAACAUAGUGAGGAGGGCAGUCAUACAAUGAGACCUCAUACAGCCUCUGAUUAACACUCUGACAAUCAUUUCUAUGAGUUGCACACACAGAAGAACGCUUGAAAAGCACAUGCACAUCUAGCUUGAUUUCAAUUGACACUGUCUUUUACAUGGAAAAGGAAGCUGGGCAUUUAGGAGUCUUACUCUCGGUGUUAAAGUACUAACAGAGGAUUACUGAGGUAAAUGAUGAAAGAGGUUUAGCCACUGUGCUUAGCCAGUGCUCUUAAUUACAUUUCAGCAGAGUGUCCCGUGUGCAGUUGGAUGAGAGAUCAUAGUGAUGUCAGGUAAGGGGGGGGGGGGAUUUAAGCAGGCAGAUAAAGCCAAACUAAUAGAGAGAUAACAUGAAUCUCCAAUUAAAGGUCUUUUUUAGUUAAGACCAGGAGCUGGCACUUGUUGGCCAAAGCAUUUGCAGCAGGACUGAAGACCUGAGAGUUCUGAGGGUUGUGGACUUUCUUGGUGCCGCUUCAGGUCUCAUGCUCAUUUUGGAAUCAUUUCGCUUGUUUGGAAUGAAUGUGUUAAUAUUUUCAUCCUGACUGAGAGUUUGGACAGAUUCCCAUUUCUCUGGCAGACAUUCAGAGGAGUGACAUUACGGAAACAUUUUACACCUCACUGAGUGAAGAUAAAGCACAGGAGGAGUAAACAGCAAAUAGGUGGUGUCAUGACCCCACGGGAACAGCUAAGGAAGAUAUCGGCGCUGGGAGAGCAAGGUGCCCUAGAUGAGAAACACUGGUACCGAAUGGUCAAUGGAAUGUCUGCUGGAGCAGAGAUAAGGCAAAGGCAGGAGCUCAUGAUGAGGAACCAGAUGGCCAUGACUCCACAGAUCUUGACUCAGGGGCAGCAGAGACUGCAGGGUGUCCCGGCACAGUUUGAUCCCCGCUUCAUGGAAAGGGACCUGAUGCCGCCCACUGAAAUAGUAUCAGCUGACGCUAGACAAAUCCACAUGGGUGCCCACUUCGGCCACUCUCUGCCCACAAACUCCAAUGUUAUUCCAGGCAGAGGAUUCCCUGGCACAGGUUACGGCUUCCUUCCUACUGAAUCCAUGGAGACGGUUGCUAGACGACAGGAGUUAAUUCACAAACAGAACAUAGCCAGGAUGGAGAUGAAUGCUAUCCUGCACCAAAAAGAACUGGAGAACUCCCACCAAAAGGGUCUUAUCGGGAUGGAGAAUCCUAUGAUGUACCAAGGCAUCCAACCCAAUCCAACGGCCUUCAGGGGACGCCAGCGGCUCCCAGAUAAUCAUGAUGUAUUCAUCCAUCGCACUGCCCUUGAAGACCUGCAUGCUAACAGUCUCCUAAUGUCAAGCCCUUACCCACCAAUCAACACAUUGCAAAGAGAGCGAGGACGCAGGACCGGCAGAAGGACUGCCAAUCAUAAGAGCUCAUACAGCAACAUCACUCUCCCAAAAGGCCAAUCAGAAGAGAAGAACAUCGAGCAGAGUCCAGGAGCUGCUUCAGGGGAGGAGAAGGAUGUUGAAGGGAAAGAUGAAGUGAGCAAUGAGACCACCACCAGCAAACCACACCAAAACAAAGUAGAAACAGAGCUGUCUUCUGGCAGUAGUAGGAAAAGUUUUAAGGAAGGAGAGCCCGGGAUUCGCAACGCAUGUAUUAGUGGACAGGAGGGCUGUACAGAAGUCACCAACUGCAAUGCUAGCACCAGUGAAAAAGACAUAUCCAGCCACUGCUCGGCUUUUCAUGAAAAGUUUCUGUACCCGUCUGUUUCUGGCCCGCUCACAGGGAUGCCCUACAUGCCCCCCGUGCCAGGAAAUGGACUACCACUUGGACAUCCUACUAUGUUUCUUAAUGGAGAAGAAAUGUCUUCAUUAGAAGAUAUUCGCAAGUGGUCAGAUGAUGACGUCUACAACUUCAUCAGUGAAAUACCAAGCUGCGCUGAAUAUGCACAGACAUUCAAAGACCACAUGAUUGAUGGAGAGACCUUACCUCUUCUUACAGAGGACCACCUCCUGGAUACACUUGGGCUAAAGCUCGGGCCUGCGCUCAAGAUACGAUCACAGUUGUCCCGACGGCUGGGUAACAUGUUCUACAACAUGAUGAACUUGCCUCUCGCCGUCUCCGGUCUGCAGCCUCCACCUGAGAAAAGCGGGGACAGAUCAUCAGACAUCAGCUCCCCCCUCAACUGCAACAGUGUGGAGCUGCUCAGCAGCCCAAGAGACACAGAAGCUCUUAAAGCUACAGAACCUGUUAGUGAAGCUGAUAAUCCCUCACCGACCCAGAUGAGUGAGACCACCUGAAUAACCAUGCAGAACUCAGUGGCGGCUGAUCAACAGGGGGCGCUGGGGCACCACCCUCCUCAAGUUAAAUGAAGCCUACUUCAACAUGUUAAUGAGUCAAUUUAUUGAACAAUUUUCACAGUCUUUAAACUGACAUCUUAAAGGAUUUGGUAUCCUGUGGCUCCCCCGUGUGGACAACAUUAAUAUUAUGGCCUUAAUCUCUGAAUCACAUUAAUAUAAAUGGCAGAUAUAUAUUUUUUUUAAUAAUUACACAUUUAAUGAUUUCUUUACAAACAAUACACCCACAUUAAACUCAAAUUCACUGAUUCAUGGAAUCUUAUUUCAUGCUUUAACAGUUGAUUUUCAAACUUCAAUUUUUAAGCUAAGCAGUAAUGAUACAUUAUUAUAGCCCUUUUUAAAUGGUUAUUUAACAAUUGCAUUCAGUCCCGCUGCUUGCAUUAAUAGUGUGUUUCACUUUGUUGGCUCCCUCAAAAAAAUUUACCAACAGCCGCCACUGGCAGAAUUGUUGGACUUCUUUUUAUAACUCAAAAAUUAUUUUCUAUUUUGACACCAAAAACAUAAGGUAGACAGGUACUGACAUUUUUACAGUGAACUGACUGAUUCUAUGCUUUUGAAUAUUCAUCACAAAUAUAUUGUAGGCUCAGAAUGUGGUUUCAAACAGACUAGGAGACUGUCGAAUGCUGGGGUUUUUUCUAUGUUUCUAUAUGUUUUAAUAAGUCAGUAAAUCAUUUACAUUUUUUUUCUUUUUCAUUACUGCCCUUUUUAUUGUACAAUUGUAUUUUGUUUUUUACUUCAAACUCGGAUUAUUCUCUGUUGUCAUAUACUGUUUUCUAUGGAGAAAAAUAAAAAUAAUUAUUCCUUUGGU